Messenger RNA from Oryza sativa Japonica Group (Japanese rice), 1249 nucleotides. The record is from RefSeq and is a predicted model, not a curated record. NCBI's taxonomy places the organism in Eukaryota, Viridiplantae, Streptophyta, Magnoliopsida, Poales, Poaceae.
UAUAUGCAGGGCGAGAGAGAUGCGGAUCUGGUGUUCUUUAGUGCAGGUGAAGAGGAGGAGACCGGAGGAGGGGAAGAGGGGGAGGAGGAUGGGAUCUGGGAUUGGAGCCGUGCUGGUGCUUGUUGCAGCAUGGCUAACAUUUGCGCCGCCUGGUGCUCUGGCUUCUUCGCGCAGGUUUGAUCUGAGUAUUGCACAAGAAAAGUUAGUGAACUCCACAGGUGGUUCAACUGCUUCAAGCUCACACCUUGUUUUUGAUCCUUCAAAAUCAAAGAGACUCUCAUGGCAUCCAAGGAUCUUCUUGUAUGAAGGUUUUCUUUCUGACAUGGAGUGUGACCAUUUAGUAUCUAUGGGACGUGGUAAUAUGGAGUCAUCUUUAGCAUUUACUGAUGGUGAUAGAAAUAGUUCGUAUAACAACAUUGAGGUAGGCCUCAAAGUGUACCUAGCUAAUAGCGAAGAUAUAGUUGUUUCCAAGAUUGAGGACAGGAUAUCGCUAUGGAGCUUUCUUCCAAAAGAAAAUGGAGAGAGCAUUCAGGUCUUGAAGUAUGGAGUGAACAGAAGUGGCAGUAUCAAGGAGGAACCUAAAUCAAGCAGUGGUGCCCAUAGGCUUGCGACCAUUUUGAUGUAUCUUUCUGAUGUCAAGCAAGGUGGUGAAACUGUUUUCCCCAGAUCUGAGAUGAAGGAUGCUCAAGCUAAGGAGGGGGCACCAUCUCAAUGUUCUGGUUAUGCAGUGCGACCAGCCAAGGGCAAUGCAAUACUGCUGUUCAAUUUAAGGCCUGAUGGAGAAACAGAUAAGGAUAGCCAAUAUGAAGAAUGUCCUGUCCUCGAAGGAGAGAAAUGGCUAGCCAUAAAACAUAUAAAUUUGAGAAAAUUUGAUUAUCCAAAAUCAUCACUUGCAUCCGAGGAUGAGUGCACAGAUGAAGAUGAUAGGUGUGUGAGUUGGGCUGCUAGUGGUGAGUGUGACAGGAAUCCGGUGUUUAUGAUAGGAAGCUCAGACUACUAUGGCUCUUGCCGAAAGAGCUGUCGAGUGUGCUGAUUAUUUUGCAAUUUUUUGCUAGUAGAAAUAUUGAUGUCAUAGGCAGAGAAUGGUGUAACAAACUGUAUAUGUUGCCCGUUUUUCUUUUAUGAUUUACUUUGCGUUUGUUAGGAAAUUUAAUUUGGAGUUAAUGGAUUGACCACUGUUCCCAAAUUAUGGAAAAUAAUUUUGUUCCAUCAGAUGAUAAUGAUAUAUGCACAUCAUAAUUAAUCAUGA